This is a messenger RNA of Rhipicephalus sanguineus (brown dog tick), 2333 nucleotides long. RefSeq names its product homeobox protein SIX6. Gene Ontology annotation, cellular component: transcription regulator complex; nucleus. The transcript is spliced from 2 exons. NCBI's taxonomy places the organism in Eukaryota, Metazoa, Arthropoda, Arachnida, Ixodida, Ixodidae. Gene Ontology annotation, molecular function: RNA polymerase II cis-regulatory region sequence-specific DNA binding; DNA-binding transcription factor activity, RNA polymerase II-specific. The coding region runs from base 830 to 1885 and encodes 351 amino acids. Gene Ontology annotation, biological process: regulation of transcription by RNA polymerase II. The record is from RefSeq and is a predicted model, not a curated record.
GGAGAGGGGCGGCGCCACCGAUGCCUCGAUGAGCCGGCUCGCCUACCCCCAAGCCCGGCCCUAUCAUCGCCGGCACAGUGGAGCGCGAGCCAGCGAGCGGGCCGCCUGCGCGUCGAGCCGGCCAUGAGCUGAUUGGCCCCGCCCGUAAAGAAAAAAAAAAGUAUGGUUCCCUCCGCGCCGUCGAUUCCGCAACUGAGCCGCCUCGGACUCCUCCAGUCGGUUCGACAACGCACACUGUGUGCACGCGCGCGCGCGCGCUGCGCAUUCCGCGAGUGAGUGAGUGAGCCGCCGUUUGGUUUUUAGUCCCGUCUGCUCACUCUCGUAGCAAACGACGCCUUUCGCAGUGAGUGAGACUCCAUGUACCGCUCCAGAGUAGCGCUACUACUGCCGGCUGGCUAUAUCGUCUGGAAUGCAUCGCUCCACAGCAAUCCGGGAGCAGACGACGACGCACCGUGAUUCUGUGCAGCUCCCGAUCCGCGCAAGAAUCAGACGACGUCAUUGACUCGUGCGCGCCACUCCUCGAGUAGUCAUCAAGUGCAGACGAUGCGCUGACUCUGCUGCUCCCCUGUAUAGCCAACGGCUAGGCUACCCCCUCUCUGGAGCAGGCGACGACGCACGGUGAUUCUGUGCUCCUCCUGAUCUUCACUAGAAGCAGACGACGUCGUUGACUUGGUGUGCGCCGCGCGCGAGUAGCCAUCGAGAGCAGACGACGCUGACUCUGCCGCUCCCGAGAGUAGCCAACGAUCUGGCUACUCCCCUCUCUGGAGCAGUCGACGUGUUUGUUUUUCCGCAGUGAACUUGUAGAUCAGUGUGUUUCGUGUUGUGGGCGAUGGCGCUGGGGCCCGCGCCCGCUCCUGCGGCCGUAUUUCCCGCGUCGGCCGCUGCGCCGCCGCCGAUGCUGAUGCUUCCCACCCUCAACUUCUCCGUGGGCCAAGUGGCGGCCGUGUGCGAGACGCUCGAGGAGAGCGGCGACGUUGAGCGUCUGGGCCGCUUCCUGUGGUCGCUGCCCGUGGCGCACCCAAACUGCGCCGAGCUGAACAAGAGCGAGGCGGUGCUGCGCGCCCGGGCGCUGGUAGCCUUCCACGCGGGCAACUUCCGCGAGCUCUACCGGAUCCUGGAGGGCCACCGGUUCGCCAGAGGCUCGCACGCCAAGCUGCAGGCUAUGUGGCUCGAGGCGCACUACCAAGAAGCCGAGAAGCUGCGCGGCAGGCCUCUGGGACCCGUGGACAAGUACCGGGUGCGCAAGAAGUUCCCGCUGCCGCGCACCAUCUGGGACGGCGAGCAGAAGACGCACUGCUUCAAGGAGCGCACCCGGUCGCUGCUCCGGGAGUGGUACCUCCAGGACCCGUACCCGAACCCGACCAAGAAGCGGGAGCUGGCGCAAGCUACGGGGCUGACGCCUACCCAGGUGGGCAACUGGUUCAAGAACCGGCGCCAGAGGGACAGGGCGGCGGCCGCAAAGAACCGGUUGCUUCAGCAGCAGAUGCAACAGCAACAGCAGCUCGCCCAGCAGGGCUACGGCAGCUCGAGCAGCACCAGCUCGACGGGCUCCAACCGGAACCACCACGGAAGCAAGAACGGCACUUCCGGUUCCGGCGGCUCGCACCACCACCAGGGAUCCUCGGCGGCGGCGGCGGGCGGCGGAGGAUCCGGAGGCGGAACUGGGCACCAUCACCACCGGACUUCUUCCUCUUCGACGGCGACCGCGGACAACAACCGGAGGUCCAUUAGCGGCGGCGGUGGGCCCAAGUCUCCAGGGGGCGUCGCCGACGACAACAGCUGUGGCAGCUACGGCGACAGCUCGGCGGCCCCGAGCUCGCCGACGCCUCUGUCGACGACGUCAGAGUCUAGCCGGAGUCCGAGCCCUCGCCAGGGGCCCCAAUGACAUGAGGCCCCGCCCGCCCUCAUGGCCGGGGCGGGCGGUGGGCUUGCGCUGAAUCCCAGCUGCCUCGUAGGUGGACCCGCGGCUCCCGGUGUGCCCAUGCCGACGGGAGGACUUCCGCUUACCACGACGGCCGUACCACUGGCCGACGCUCUGCCGUCGUUCGAGCAGUACCUACAGUAUCUGUUCAUGUCCCUGCCGCCGCCGCCGACGGCGUUCUACGCUGCCGCCGCGGCGCAUCAGCAGCAGCAGCAGUUCCUCCAGGAGCAGCAUCAGCAGCAGCAGCAGCUGCUCAAGAAGCAGGCAGCCGUGGCCGAAACGACGGUAGACGACGUCGAAGAGAAAGUCGACGUGGUGUCCUCCACGCCAGAGCCGGUGUCGGAUGAAGAGAAGUGAAGCCCGAGACAACACUCUUGUUGGACAAGUAGGCGAAUACGUAUAUCCUUGUGAG